Trachemys scripta elegans is the source of this 3687-nucleotide messenger RNA. RefSeq names its product malectin (gene MLEC). The record is from RefSeq and is a predicted model, not a curated record. Gene Ontology annotation, molecular function: carbohydrate binding. NCBI's taxonomy places the organism in Eukaryota, Metazoa, Chordata, Testudines, Emydidae. Gene Ontology annotation, cellular component: membrane. Bases 403 to 1101 code for a protein of 232 amino acids. The transcript is spliced from 3 exons.
CUAUCACCCGCUCGGGAAUAGGAGACGUUCGGGGGGGGGCGGGGGGAGCGUGGGUUUGUACCACUCCCAGCACAUGGUGCGCGCCAGUCCCCACUCCCCCGGCCUUUGCCAACCCAACCGCCUUAGCCGCCUGGUACCUGCUUAUCUCUCAACCAAACUUGCUAUCCUGGCUCGUUCCUAUUGGCUCGUCAUUUUAUUAAUAUACAAAUAUGGUGACUCCAAUACCCAAUGGCAGACGGGCAGGUAGUUAACAUUCAAGACCACGGGCGGUGAGUGGUUGACGGGUCUCCCUCCUUCUGGCUAGCGGGUUCGGGUGCCCCCUUGCCGCGGCAGGAAGAGGAGGGCGGCAUGUGCGGCGGGGCGGGGCUGCGCUGAGCUGAGAGCAGGAGCCGGGAGCCGGAGAUGGGGGCGGCCGGGGCCCGCUGGGCGCCUGGGGCGGCUCUGGUGCUCGCGGCCCUGCUGGGGGCCUCGGGAGCCGGCCUGGCCGACAACGUGAUCUGGGCAGUGAACGCGGGCGGCGAGGCCCAUGUGGACGUGAACGGCAUCCACUUCCGCAAAGACCCGCUCGAGGGCCGGGUGGGCCGAGCCUCUGACUAUGGCAUGAAGCUGCCAAUCUUGCGGUCCAACACAGAGGAUCAGAUUCUGUACCAGACUGAGCGUUACAACGAGGAGACCUUUGGGUAUGAAGUCCCCAUUAAGGAGGAGGGCGACUACGUUGUGGUGUUGAAGUUUGCUGAAGUCUAUUUUGCACAGNNNNUCCAACAGAUGUUCCAAAGCUGCAGCCUCACCCUGGCCUGGAGAAAAAAGAGGAUGAGGAAGAUGAAGAAGAGUAUGAUGAAGGCUCCAGCAUUAAAAAACAGGCCAAUAAGAACCGGGUUCAGUCAGGCCCCCGGACACCAAACCCCUACGCCUCGGACAACAGCAGCCUCAUGUUUCCUAUAUUGGUGGCCUUUGGUGUCUUCAUUCCUACCCUCUUCUGCCUUUGCCGGUUGUGAGGGCAAGCCCCGUGCAGAGAUGCAGUGGCAGGGGUCGCAGGCCAGGAGGAAAGGAGUCGGACCAAAUGCGGUUGCUUUCAGUUUCUCCAUAUUUUUCAUAAUUUAAGGGAAAAAAAGUUCAUUUGGAAUGAACGGCAGGUACAGGUAAAGGGGGGAGCUCGCCUUCCCCCAGCCAGCGAGCAGCGAGGCCUUGGCUUCCCCUGUUGCACCAUAAGCAGCAUCCCGUCCGCUUCGGGGCACUUGAAAUUAAACUGGAUCCUUGCUGGCUGUCUGGGCUGUAGGAAGCUGAUGCUGGCGAACUUUGGUCCAUAUCUCGCACGGAGAGGAAGCUGCGUGACCCAAACGCUGUGCCCUUGCCAGGUGGAUAAUUGGUCUCAGCUUAAGAAGCUAAGCAGGGAAGCACUCUCUGAAUGUUGCCUGGAAAACAGCCUUUGAAGUGAGACCUAGAUGAGUGUUUUGGUCAGAAGUGUGCACAGAUGUUCUGGUGCCUUUGGGUGACUAACAAUUAUGGGGGAAAGAGACUGGCUUUUCAACAGCUAUCUGAAUGUGUGUAGCAAAAUGCACGAUACUUCUCUGUCCUAAAGAUACACAGGCUCAGACUUGCUGAUGGGUCUCCAGGAAAGGUUCCAACUUUAGAGUGAGUUGCAAAAAGAGCUGAGGGAAUUAUUUGGCCUGAUUUUCUGCACCAGUUGGGAGAGACUUUCCUAGUUUGAUAAUUGUGUAACGUUAGAUCGUUGCUGCGGGGGUUCUGCUGUGACCUGCAAUAGGCUGGCUUUUUGCUGCAGAGUCUUUGCCCCGGAUGCGUUUGGUUUCUGUAUCAGUUGUGGCUUUUAUUUCCUUUUUAAUAUUUUUCUUUGCAGUGGCUCACUUCAAGCCCCAUCCCACCUUGCCCUCUCUAGUGUACAGUGUCUCCCCUGGAGGGGCUGAGAACCAGGUGACCAAAAAAAUUGAGGCUUUGAGCCCCCAAUGCUUGUGCAUCCCUACUAUGAUCAAUAGUCUGGCAGCCUUAAGACAGAGUAGUGCAACCCUUGAAGCACUUUCCAAUGACCCUCUAAUCCUUCUGCAUCAGCUGCAUUGAUCUGAUCCAGUCUGCAGUAAUAUGAGAUUGCAGUCUGUACCUACCAUUAACUAUCUUGCGUAGGCUUUGGAAUAUCAGGAUAUGCCAAAGAAUUGGAUGCUGGCAAGUGCCAAGGUGCCCAGCCUCGCAGUCCUGUAGGAUAAGCGUGUCCAUCCAUUGUGGAGAAUCUGAAAUGGAUGGAAACUGCUGUAGAUCAGUCUGGUCAGCUUCCAGGGUCACCUGAUGAUAGGUCUGAGCUACCCUGUUCACUUUCCCCCACUGAAAGUGGACUCUGCACCCGCAUGAAGAGCAUGUGUUCUCUGAGUGGGGUGGCAGGAGAGGCUGCUUCGCUCUGGAUCUGAGUCUUGUGUAAUCAGGAGAGCAGUGUGGAAAACAAAAGGCUGCAAUGUGCAAUCCACACACUCUUCCUGGUCUGGAACUGGAGGUCCUUGAGCAGCUGGCAUCACUUAAGAUCUGAAUCUGCAAGGUGCUGAGCAGCUUCAGUUCCCAUUGACUUAUGGGAGUUGGCCGUGCUGCUUUCCUCACAGGAAGUGCCCGGCACCUUGCACAGCCAGGGUAAAGGGUAUUCUCUGGAGCUUGAGACACCAGCCUUGUCAGCUUUCAUUCUAAUAACAUCCGACCUCUGGAUCCUCAGGGCAGAAUUCUCUUUGCCUUGGGCUAAAUCUGUUUCUUUUGGCAAGCAUCUCAUCUGCUUCAUACCAUGCAGCUUGACUGAGAAGUAAUCCCCCUGCUGCUCCUGCCUGGAUUCUGACUUUUCCUAUCAAUUGCUUUUGAGCACAAUUGUAUGUAGCUGCUCAACUCACACCUAGCCUUUUGAUAAGCUAGACAGAGCUUCUUGGUGAAGGGUCAGCAGAGCUCUAUGAAUAGUCUGUUUACAGAAGCCAAGGCAUUUAGUUUCUUCCUAUUAAUUUUCAAGCUGUGGAAAGUGUUGCCCAGCCAUGAGUGCCAAGACAGGAGCUAGGGACACUGUCAGAGCAUUGGUCCCCAAAGCAGCCAUCUUUCUGAGCAAGUGCAUUGCUGCUUUGUGUUUAACCACAAUUCUGAUUCUGUAAGUCCAGUGCAGAAUAUAGGAUCCAACUGAGCUUUCUCCCGUUGCUACUGUCAGCCACUAAUGCUCGCACAAGCAGUUCAGUUGGUAAAACAGUCAGAGAAUGCUUGACUGUAAUGAAACCUACCCACGGGGAGGAGAAGGCCAGCAGUAGAUCUCCAGAGCAAGCCAAGUUCUGAAACACUGGGAGGCCUGGGACUAGCAGCUUCAUUCAGCUGUCUCCUCCUGGACUCGUAUCACUCCUAAAUGCUUAUUUUUUUAAUGUAUGAGUCAAUUAAAAAGGGGUAUUUUGAGGACAUUUUUUAUUCUGAGUGGCAAUGUCUGUAAAAUUUUGUCUAACCUUAUGAUUUCCCCGGAUCUCUUUGGCCAUCAUCUGAUCACUCUAACACACUAGAACAGCACAGGGUUUGGAACCUUAAUCAAAUAGCAGGAACUUCUUGGGUUCAGCACAAACUACCCCGAUUCAUUAGGCAAACCAAGAAUUUGGUCUUGAAAACAACAAGCCUUCCAACUGAGGAGUGUGCUCUUCUCUUCCCCUGAGAUGCCAGCAUUUCUUAGACACAAGU